Messenger RNA from Solanum stenotomum, 1185 nucleotides. RefSeq names its product probable protein S-acyltransferase 16. Lineage: Eukaryota; Viridiplantae; Streptophyta; Magnoliopsida; Solanales; Solanaceae. Gene Ontology annotation, molecular function: palmitoyltransferase activity. The record is from RefSeq and is a predicted model, not a curated record. The transcript is spliced from 7 exons. The coding region runs from base 135 to 989 and encodes 284 amino acids.
CAACCAAACACCGCUCCAAUUUUGCCUUAGAUCCAACCCGUAAAUUCCAUUUUCCAUUCCCCCGUCCAACCUCGCCGGCGACGCCGUCUGUAUCCUCUUCUCUCAGCCACCACUCCGGCAAGUGAAAAGCGGAGAUGAAAGCAACACGUGGCUGCAGAUUCUCCUUCCACGUCACCGUCGUCGCUGCGGCAAUUGCUUACAUUUACUUCUCCACUGUAUUUGUAUUCAUUGAUCAGUGGUUGGGACUUUGGUCGUCUCCCGGUAUGCUUAACGCCGUCCUGUUUUCCGUCGUUGCUCUCUUCUGCAUUUUGAGUUACGCACUUGCAAUCUACACUGAUCCCGGUCGGGUUCCUAGCUCCUUCGUGCCCGAUGUCGAAGACCCGGAGAAUACGGUUCAAGAGAUCAAGCGAAAGGGUGGGGAUAUGAGAUACUGCCAGAAGUGUUCCCUUUAUAAGCCUCCACGUGCCCAUCAUUGUCGUGUAUGUAAUAGAUGUGUACUGCGAAUGGAUCAUCAUUGUGUGUGGAUGAAUAAUUGUGUGGGCCAUGCAAACUACAAGAUCUUCUUCAUCUUCGUUUUAUAUGCCGUUAUUGCUUGCAUAUAUUCCCUGGUUCUGCUUGUUGGUAGCAUAACUACUGAUUCUCCAAAGGACAACCAGCAAAUUGAAGGUUCUUACAGAACAGUAUAUAUUCUUUCAGGGCUUCUACUGGUGCCACUAAGUUUGGCACUAGGGGUUUUUCUGGGUUGGCAUGUGCACCUGAUUUUGCAAAACAAGACAACCAUUGAGUACCAAGAAGGUGUCAGAGCUAUGUGGCUGGCUGAAAAGGGAGGUCAUGUACAUUCACAUCCAUAUGAUCUUGGUGCAUAUGAGAAUUUGAUAUCAGUUCUAGGCCCAAAUGUAUGUUGCUGGGCGUGCCCCACAACAAGACAUAUAGGUUCUGGCCUUCGCUAUCGGACACCAUUUGAGGGCUCCUCGACAUCAAGAUCGUGAACAUGUUACUGAAACAUCCAAGAUGUCAAUGUUUUAGUUGCCAAAGAAGCAGAGGAAGCCUGGUUCUGCCUUUGGAGUAGCAAGAUUAACAGUGUCGUCUGCUCGCCAUCAGCCAAGAUUAACAACAUGGAGGUGAUUUUUUUGUUUUCUGUCAUUUCAGAGAUCUCCAGUCCUCCAUAUGCUGAGACACUAUCAA